UUAAAGAAGGGACUUUGCUGUAGUUGAAUUUUUAAACAGUGCAACGCUUAAGAAAACAACCUAUUUUGCUUGGAUCUGUCGUAGACAAUCAUUAAAACCCCAUUAAUUAUUUAACCAUUAAGAACUACAAAAAAAGCUAAUAAAGCAUUAUGGAAAUCCAACAAUUGGAAAUAUUGUGCAAGCAGCUUUAUGAAGCGACAGAUGCAAACAUACGUGCUGAUGCUGAAAAGAGACUGGCGAUAUUUGUUAAUAGCAACGAUGCUUUACCAAAAUGCCAGUUGCUGUUAGAUCGAGCUGAUUCCAGUUAUGCCCAACUUCUUGCAGCUUCUACCCUCACAAAACUCAUUCAAGGUAUAACUCUCGGACAACGAAUUGAUAUUCGCAGCUAUGCCCUCAACUAUUUGGCAACCAGACUUAAUUUGCAACACUUUGUAGUACAAGCACUUGUAACACUUUUAGCAAAAAUUACAAAAUAUGGAUGGUUUGAUUCAUGUAAGGGAGAAUUCAUCUUUCAAAACAUACUUGAGGACGUAAAAAAGUUUUUACAGGGCUCGGUUGAGCAUUGUACUAUUGGCGUACAAAUUCUGUCGCAGUUGGUAACAGAAAUGAAUUCAAUUGUGGAGCUAGAUGCACACUUGUCAUUUUCUAAAAACCGUAAGAUAGCCACAUCUUACCGAGAUCACCAACUGUACGAUACGUUUCUACUCUCCUGUUCCCUUUUGAUAAAUGCUCGAGAUAAUAGCAAGAACUUAAACUUUCUGGACGAUUCGCAACAGGCGUAAGUUAAAACCAUAUUUAUAAAACAUUUACGACUA
This is a messenger RNA of Drosophila arizonae, 815 nucleotides long. It is a transcript of the gene Ranbp16, whose product is annotated as Ran-binding protein 16. Gene Ontology annotation, molecular function: small GTPase binding; nuclear export signal receptor activity. Lineage: Eukaryota; Metazoa; Arthropoda; Insecta; Diptera; Drosophilidae. Gene Ontology annotation, biological process: protein export from nucleus. The record is from RefSeq and is a predicted model, not a curated record. Gene Ontology annotation, cellular component: nuclear pore; cytoplasm.